GAGACGGACUUGGUUCGGAUAUUGCUGCUCAACUGCUCCACGUUUCCCGCACAAAUUCAUAAAGGGAGAUGUGCCCAGAGAAAUCCGCCUACCACAUCUGGAGCGUAUCCUCCUCUUAAAACGGACGCCGACCAUCGCCACUCGACACGUUAAGUUACUUAUUCGUGGCUCUAAACGGUAAAUUGGGUCGUUUAUCAUAAAGAAAGCGAACGAAAGCGACGCUUUUCAGUCCCAUGUUGUCGCCGAAUCAGGACGAACAUGCCCGCUCUAAAGAUCCGGUGAAAUACGGCGAACUGGUGAUACUCGGGUACAAUGGCUCCCUUCCUGGUGGAGAUAAGGGUCGGAAGAGGAGUCGCUUUGCUCUGUACAGGAGAGCAAAGGCUAAUGGUGUCAAACCAAGCACUGUGCAUAUCCUCAGCAACCCUCAAGACAGCAAGGCGGUGAACAGCAGGGGUCAGCACAGUAUCUCCUUCACCCUCUCUAGGAAUCAGACUGUGGUGGUGGAAUACUGCCAUGACAACGACACAGAUAUGUUCCAGAUUGGCCGCUCCACUGAAAGCCCCAUAGACUUUGUGGUGACUGAUACACCAGGUGGAUCGAAAGAAAGUGAAGACUCUUCUGUUGCCCCAAGCACCAUCUCACGCUUUGCUUGCAGGGUGGUCUGUGAACGGAACCCCCCCUACACUGCCCGUAUUUAUGCAGCUGGCUUUGACUCUUCUAAAAACAUUUUCCUUGGGGAAAAAGCCACCAAAUGGAAGAACGCAGAUGGUCAGAUGGAUGGGCUCACCACCAACGGAGUGCUGGUGAUGCAUCCGCAGGGUUUCCCAGAAGAGUCAAAGCAGGGCAUGUGGAGAGAGAUUUCUGUCUGUGGAGACGUCUACACCCUGAGAGAGACCAGAUCCGGCCCCAUUCGUGGACAACUGGCCCUGGGUGAGAGCAGUGCCCUGCAGGAUGGCUCUCUGGUGGACCUGUGUGGAGCCACCUUGCUGUGGCGCACUGCUGAAGGCCUACUCAAAGCACCCACCUUGCGCCACCUGGACGCCCUGCGUCUAGAGCUGAACGCAGCCCGGCCGCAGUGCCCUGUGGGUCUGAGCACCCUGGCCUUCCCUAGCCUGCCCCGCAGCCACAGCCUGGAGGAGCGUCAGCCCUGGGCCUACCUCGCUUGCGGCCAUGUCCAUGGCAGACACGACUGGGGCCAGAGGCCCGAACGCACCCGCGACCGGGAUGAAGGGGCAAGCGGGGGCACGGGCGGGCGGCGGGAGUGCCCCCUGUGCCGAACAGUGGGGCCUUACGUGCCCCUGUGGCUUGGCUGCGAACCGGCUUUUUACAUGGACGCUGGCGCCCCCACUCAUGCCUUCGUGCCCUGCGGCCAUGUGUGCUCAGAGAGGACGGCCCGGUACUGGGCCGAGACACCCCUGCCCCACGGGACCCACGCCUUCCGCCCCGCUUGCCCCUUCUGCUCCGCACCGCUGUCGGGCAGCCCCGGCUUCACUCGCCUCAUCUUCCAGGGGCCCAUAGAUUGAUGAGGUGGCCACAGGAGGGUAGAAAGCAGGACAGGAGUGCUAUGGAGACCAGUGCCUAUCUCACGACUGUGUUCAUACUGUAGAUAGACAUGCCGUAAUUUACAUGCAAAUCUGCCAUUGCUUCUUUAGAGUAUGCACACAGUUAACUUUGUAUGUGGAUUCUACCUCUGAAUACUGUCCUGAGUUAGCCUGGUCCAAAUCUUGUAAGGGUUUGCCCCAUUUUCCUUCUUGGAUUCAGUUUGGCACUGACCGAAUAGUAAUCCUUUAAUCAAGCCAUAUUAACAUGUUCUGAUGAGCUGCAAGGGCAGUGGUUCAUGUUUAGUGAUAUUUGAAGUAGAGGACACGGAGGUUGAUUAAAAAAAAUGUAGAAGUGCCCAAAGCACUUGAGAUUGGCACUAACAGAGUUUUAUUAUUGACUGUACACCAUGUCCAGAAGUAUUCAGACACCCCUUCUAAUUAGUGAAUUGAGUUUCUUUAAGGUGCACUCUUUGCUGACACAGGUGUCUAGUUGUUCACACAGAGCUUGUACAGUCUCCAUGAAAAAGCAUUGCUAAUAGAAUGGGACGCUCUGGAGCAACUGCCUGUGAGCCUAAGGUUACAGUGACCGAUGCCAAGCUAGAGCCUAGCACGAGGCUGCGGAGCAGUAGAUCUGUGUUCUCUGGAGUGAUGGAGCUCAAUCCAAUACCUUUGGGAUAAGUUGGAGUGGCGUUUGUGAUCCAGAACUAAUCAUCCAACAUCAGUUCCUGCCUCACUAUUGCUCUUGUGCUGUGAUGAAAGAAACGUUGGAUGAGCAGGUGUCUACUUUUGGACAUAGUGUAUAUUGGUUUUUGCGAUUGGUUCAGCAAGAGCUAGAUUUACCAACAUACUCAUUGAUAUCACCCAUGUAGCCUAUUCUGACAGUGCCAGAUGGAAUCUGUGGAGCAGAAUGAAAGCGAAAGUACCUCUUGAGUCCAGAAUGACCAUAUGAUACCUAACUUUCUCCAAAUGCUUAUUCAGUAACUGGUGAGUCCACUCACAUCUUCGCUUUGUUUUGUGUCUUAGUUUUAUCAGAAGUCUCAAGACCUGAAAUCAAAAGCUAUGCUGCAGAAACAUGAUCAAAACUGAACAGAAGAAUAUUGUCAUGCUCCAAAAAUAAACUCCAAUAUAGUAACUUUAUAGGAGAAGACAAAAACGCUCUUAACUUUUAAUGGAAGUUAUUGCAACAAGAUUUUUUUGCAAAAUAAUUUUGGAGCAUUUCUAUUGGUCCAUCCAUUAUGGAAUCAAAAUUGUGUUCAGAUUCUGUAGAAAAAAACAAAGGGAAAAAUGUUUAUUUUGGACAGUCACUAUAUGGGUAUUCAUAGGAAAUUACUCUGUAGAUCUAUCAUCUGGCCUUUAAUCUGUGGAGUCAAUGUCCAUUGUUGCACUCCCUCCUUUUUACCCAUCUAUGGCCACUAAAGCUUUCUCAGUACAUACUUGUGAUUUCAUCUCACUCUGCACACUAGACAAGACAACCCCCCAAUACAACACUCAUCUUAAGCAAUAAGCAUUACUAGAAUUAAGCUGUAGCUCAACUGAGAGAUGCAAUGACUCGAGUGUGUACUAGCUGAUUCUAGCUUAAACAUGGCUGAACUCGGCUUUGGGUCGAAGGGCUUUGCCAAGUCAUGAGUAAUGUAGCCCUUGUGAUUUUCUUUUUUUUUUUAUUUAAUUUUUUUAGAUUGUUCUUUGUAUUAUUAUGAUUGUUUUAGCAUUUAAAUGAGAAUAGAAGUUGUAGCUGCCGUAUAUACAGUAGUUGUUUGAAAAA
Molecule: messenger RNA, 3303 nt
Organism: Colossoma macropomum (tambaqui)
Lineage: Eukaryota; Metazoa; Chordata; Actinopteri; Characiformes; Serrasalmidae
Product: E3 ubiquitin-protein ligase pellino homolog 2
Exons: 6
Coding region: 234-1523 (429 amino acids)
Biological process (GO): regulation of Toll signaling pathway; protein polyubiquitination
Molecular function (GO): ubiquitin protein ligase activity; protein binding
Source: RefSeq, a predicted model, not a curated record